UCAGUGAACUUGAAUUUUCCACUGGUUGAAUCUAACCUACCAAGGCAAUUAGAAGUUCAGUUCUAAGUUUCGCUGCCGCUUUGUUACAUGUAUUUCGAUUCAAUCAGUCUUUGGUGCUUUGAUCCAGAUAAUCAUCCAUGUCAUGGGAAGUGGCGUUUUACUGUCCAGUGGAAGUCUGGCUAUGGUAACUGUGGGAUACAAGCAGAGAUGAGCACGCUAAAAGUAGGAUUUGUGUGAUUUAUAAUGGAGAUGAAUAUGGGCUUGAUCUUGCUGUAAGUUCUUCUGCAAGUUUGCACAAUAUGAGGACUCAACGGAUGCGUGUAAAGGCUAAAGGGACUGGAAGGAUGGUAAACCCGCAGCAGGCAAUAUAUGAGCUGAAACACAAGUUGGUUAUGUCUCUUAAUAAACUUGCUGAUCGGGACACUUACCAAAUUGGGGCGGAGGAGCUUGAGAAGAUUGCUGAAGGUUUGACCCCUGAAGGGAUUAUUCCGUUUCUAUCUUGUAUUAUUGAUAUUGAUUCAGAGCAGAAGAGUGCGGUAAGGAAGGAGUGCAUUAAGGUUCUGGGAACCCUUGCUAGGUUUCAUGGGAACUUGAUGUCUGCUCAUAUUGGGAAGAUGGUGUCCAGUAUUAUUAAGCGUCUCAAGGAUUCGGAUUCAGCUGUUAGGGAUGCUUGUGUUGAGACAGCUGGUGUUUUGACAAUGACUGCGGAGAGCUCUGGUGGAGGUGAGAAUGGAUUUGUCGCAUUAGUCAAGCCAUUUUUUGAGGCCUUAGGUGAACAGAAUAGAUACGUGCAGACUGGCUCUGCAUUGUGCUUGACAAAAGUUAUUGAUGAGGCUAGAGAACCUCCCAUCGCUCUUCUAGCUCAGAUGCUUACUCGGGUUGUCAAGCUGCUUAAGAAUCAGCAUUUCAUGGCAAAGCCUGCCGUCAUUGAGCUUAUAAGAAGCAUUGUUCAGGCAGGUGGAGCUUCUGCAGAGACUUCUUUACAAUUGGCAGUGACCAGCAUAGCCGAAGCACUCAAAUGUACUGACUGGACAACCCGCAAAGCUGCUUCUCUUGCAUUAGCUGAAAUAGCAGGCAGUGCUGGAUCAGCACUAGGAUAUCUGAAAACUUCUUGCAUUUGUUCUCUUGAAUCUUGUCGUUUUGACAAGGUGAAACCUGUCAGGGAUGCUGUAGUUCAUGCUUUACAAUGCUGGAAAUUUAUUCCAGGAACUGAUCAUUGUGAUCCUUCAGAAGCUGGGUCAUCUACCAAAG
This is a messenger RNA of Phalaenopsis equestris, 1251 nucleotides long. Its product is annotated as TORTIFOLIA1-like protein 2. The record is from RefSeq and is a predicted model, not a curated record. The transcript has 3 exons. NCBI's taxonomy places the organism in Eukaryota, Viridiplantae, Streptophyta, Magnoliopsida, Asparagales, Orchidaceae. Gene Ontology annotation, molecular function: microtubule binding. Gene Ontology annotation, cellular component: microtubule. The annotation marks the transcript as partial.